AUGUUUUCUCCAUUCUAUUUCGAUCAAUAUUCACAAGGUUAUGAUGACCAAGAUGCUGGUGAUGCUUUUGAUUUAGGAUCCCUUUUUGAUUUGUUACAUCAACAUCAAUUCUACCAUAAGGAAAACACUCGUCCAAGAAUUGUUAAGAAAUUAGAAACUGAAGAUGAAUUCCAAAUUCAAAUUUUCAAACCAUAUGGUAAUUUCCAAAAUUACGAAGUUAGUGUUAUUAAAUCAACUCCUCCAAUUGUUAAUGUUGUAAUUACUUCAGUUCAAGAUAAUUUCCAAACUAGUAUUCCAUUCAAUGUUAAUUAUAUUGAUAUUCAGAAUAUCAAUUGGCAAUGGUACAAAGCUGAAAAUAUCUUGGUUUUAAAUAUCCCAAAAAGAAUUCAUUUUGUUCAUCUGAAUGUUCAAGAUAUUCUUAAUUGUUUAUUAGGUUGUCAUGACGAAGAAGGUGAAGCUGAACUGGAUGAACAUCUUGAUAAUUCAAUUGCUGAUCAUGAAAAAUUGAUUACUGAUGCUACUGAAGCUUUGAAACAUCCAGAACAACAACCAUAUUCUCAAAAACAAGUUCAACAAGAUUUCCAAUCAAAAGCCCGUACUACUGCUAAUGCUGCAAAAGCCGCUCAAGCUGCUAAAAAAAGAGAAGAAUUUAUUAAAGCCAAGAAACAACUUGAAGCACAAAAGAAAGCUCAACAAGAUUAUGAAGAUAAAUUUGGUGGUUUAGCUGAAAGAGAUGAAAAACUUCAAGAUUCUCUUCAAGAGCAUGAAGAUUUGAUUGCUCAAGCUGCUAAUGCUUUAAAGCAAGUUACUUCUGCAAAUUCUAAACAAGUUAAAAAUGACUUACAAUCAAAACAAGAAGCUUUAACUGCUGGUGCUCAAGCUGCUGCUGAUGCAAGAAAAAAGAAGGAAGCUGAUAAAGUUAAAAAUGAACUUGAAGCACAAAGAAAAGCAGCUCAUGAAAAAAUCCUUGCUGCUCAAAAAGAAUUAGAAGAAAUUGCCAAAAAAGAAGCAGAAGCUACUAAAUCUCAUGAUGUUGCUAAACAAAAGGAACUAGAACAGGAAAAGGUUAAAGUUGAAGAGGAAGAGCAUGAAGCUGAGGAUACCGAGAAUGCUAAAAGAGAAGAAUACGAGGAAUUUGUCAAACAACAACAAGAAUUCCUUAAACAAUUUUUUGGAUUUAAUUUAGGUCCUGUUAUUCCAAAUCAAGAUGGUUCAAAUGCUUUUUAUACUAAAGAAUCAAAUGGUAAAUCUUCUACUAAUAAACCACAAGCUAAGAAAGAAAAACCAAAAGUUGCACCAAAACCAAAACAAUUUAAAACUGCUAGUGCUUCAAGUACUCCUGUUGUGAAUGACAGAACUAAAAUGACACAUUCUCCUUCUUUGGAAGAAGUUGAGGAUGAAGAAUCCAUUCUUUAUAAUAAAAAAUUUGGUCAUUAA
Molecule: messenger RNA, 1437 nt
Organism: Candida tropicalis MYA-3404
Lineage: Eukaryota; Fungi; Ascomycota; Pichiomycetes; Serinales; Debaryomycetaceae
Exons: 1
Coding region: 1-1437 (478 amino acids)
Source: RefSeq, a predicted model, not a curated record